Molecule: messenger RNA, 2579 nt
Organism: Pyrus x bretschneideri (Chinese white pear)
Lineage: Eukaryota; Viridiplantae; Streptophyta; Magnoliopsida; Rosales; Rosaceae
Product: formin-like protein 4
Exons: 2
Coding region: 306-2435 (709 amino acids)
Biological process (GO): actin cytoskeleton organization; actin nucleation
Molecular function (GO): actin filament binding
Source: RefSeq, a predicted model, not a curated record
CAAACCUCCAUGGCUACAAUCCGACCUCUUCCCUUUGAACUUGUAGCUGCACUGCCCCAUCAAGGUUAUUCCAGUAAUUUCAUUAAAACAACAUCAACAAGGCAAACAACUACCUUCAUUGAAACUGUCAACAACCAGCACCGAAACAAAUGAACUGAAGUUACUCAUCAUCCAAAAAAAACCCAACAAAUAAACCUGUUCUUUUGGUCCUCCUUUUUCCAAAAGCACUAGUUAUCCAACUGCUUUUCUAGGAAGUAGUUUUCCGGAUUAUUCUCUAGUGGUCUCUCAGGUGUGUAACCCUAGCAAUGCCACAGUCCAAAGGAACAAUACUUGCCGAGACUAUUGCAGCAACAGCUGUAGCUACUCUAGUUAUUGCCGGAAUCUUGUUCUUCGUCUACAGACUCCUCGCUGCUCGCCGCAACACAAAAGGCAAGGAAAAUGGGAGUUUUCGCCGCGAAGAAGUGGCGAUGAAUCGCGAGGAGUUGAGGCAAUGUGGUGGGAAUGUGAAGGGAUUAAUUGUUGACGAGAAUGGUGUGGAUGUUAUAUACUUGAGGAAAUUAGAGGCUGGACAUGCUCAUACAAAUUUUCCAAAGAUUAUGUUUAACCCUAGUUUUGAAGAUGAUGAUGAUGAAGAAGAAGAAAAUAGGGUGGAUUCUAAGCCGUCUGAUUUAAUCAAUCAUGAUCAGUUGGUAAAAAAACCAUUUUCUCUACAUCCUCCAAGACCUCUACUUAGAAAAAUUUCACCAAAAGUGUUGGAAAAGCAUGCUCAACCGGCAAACGAUAAAUCUGCGCCACCGCCGCCACCACCACCACCUCCACCUCCACCUCCUCCACCACCACCGCCUCCGCCACCUGUUAUGGUAAAAAAGAAUCCUCUACCACCUCCGCCGCUUCCUAAGGCAGGUGGUUUGGGUUUGUCACUAAAACCGCCGCCUGCACCUAGAGGCAGAGCAAGCUACAAGAGCAGGGCAGAGACCUCAACAGGGGAGGAGGGUUUAAAAGCAACCGGUGGCGGGCAAACGAAGCUGAAGCCGCUGCACUGGGAUAAGGUUAUGGCUGCCGCUGAUCAUUCAAUGGUUUGGGAUCAAAUCAAUGAUGGAUCAUUCAGAUUUGAUGAUGAGCUUAUGGAAAAUCUCUUUGGAUAUUCCAAAAUUAAAAACCAAUCCUCUGAGAGAAACAACCACAUGCCUUCAGCUUCAAGCAAACCUAACUCUGCACCAACAUCUCAAAUUUUCAUCCUAGAUCCUAAAAAGUCUCAGAACACCGCAAUCGUGCUAAGAUCUCUCGCAAUCUCUCAAAAAGAAAUCGUUACUGCCCUGCUUGAUGGACAAGGACUUGGUGCUGAUACACUAGAAAAGCUCACCAAAAUUUCUCCAACCAAAGAGGAAGAAGCAAAAAUCCUCCAAUUCAAUGGAAACCCUAGUAAACUAGCACUUGGUGAAUCUUUCCUCUACCACAUUUUGAAGGCUGUUCCUUCGGCAUUCACGCGUUUCAAUGCGAUGCUCUUCAGAGCAAACUAUGAUCUUGAAGUCCUUCACCUCAAGGAGUCCUUGCAAACACUUGAACUUGGGUGCAAGGAGCUAAGAACUCGCGGGCUCUUCCUAAAGCUUCUCGAGGCAAUUCUCAAAGCUGGCAAUAGAAUGAAUGCUGGAACUGCAAGAGGCAAUGCACAAGGCUUCAACCUAAGUGCUCUUCUAAAGCUAUCCGAUAUCAAAAGUACUGAUGGAAAGACUACUCUACUUCACUUUGUGGUUGAACAAGUAGCUCAAUCCGAGGGGAGAUGUUUCGUGAUAAAUCAAAACCGCAACUUUGGAAGAAACACUAGUCAAAGAAGCCAAACUAGUACACUGAAUUCGGAUAAUCUAACCACUGAAGAGCGAAGAAAAGAGUACUUAAUCCAAGGAUUGUCAAAGCUAGAAGGAUUGAGCACUGAACUAUCCAAUGUGAAGAAAGCAGCAACCACAGAGUAUGACAGCUUCAUCCACAUGUGCUCUGCUCUAAGCAACCGUGUCAGCGAAAUCAAGAAGCUUUUGGCAAAGAGUGGCAAUGCUGAGAGAGGAGGGUUUGCAAGAGAAAUGAAGGGGUUUUUGGAGGAAUGUGAGGCGGAGCUCACGGUGGUGAGAGAAGAGCAAACUAGGGUUAUGGAGCUUGUGAGGAAAACAACCGAGUACUACCAAGCAGGAGCUUCGAGAGACAAAGGAGCUGCACCAUUUCAGCUGUUUGUUAUUGUGAAAGAUUUUCUAGACAUGGUUACUCUUGUUUGUGCAGAAAUUUCAAGUAAACUACAGAAUAAGAGUUCUACGAAAGUGGUAGGAUCAUCGUCACCGCCACUGUCACUUUCAAGCAUAACAUCAAUGGGGUUGAUGAACUUUCACUCACAUUUUGUUUCAGAUGUGUCAUGGACAUCUUCCAGUGAAUCAGAAGAUGAAUUCUGAAGCUGAUGUAAUAUAGUUUUGCUAGAAUUAUUAAAUUUCUAUGCAUUUUUUACCUUUUCCUGCAUUUUCUCAGCUAACCAUGUUUAGGAGGGAGGGUAGUCAAAUUAUGAUUUGAAAGAAUCUUAAAAAACUUUGGUGUAGUCA